Molecule: messenger RNA, 2345 nt
Organism: Galleria mellonella (greater wax moth)
Lineage: Eukaryota; Metazoa; Arthropoda; Insecta; Lepidoptera; Pyralidae
Gene: bora
Product: protein aurora borealis
Exons: 8
Coding region: 59-2131 (690 amino acids)
Biological process (GO): activation of protein kinase activity; regulation of mitotic spindle organization; regulation of mitotic nuclear division
Cellular component (GO): nucleus; cytoplasm
Molecular function (GO): protein kinase binding
Source: RefSeq, a predicted model, not a curated record
GCUAACACGGGGUCAUUGUGCUAUGACUGUCUUCUGAAAUUUUUACGUUAUUUUCGAAAUGAGUGAUCAAAAUGUUAGCCCAAAUAACCACAAAUCGACUCCUACUCCUCCGAAGAAUAAAAAAGUGCGCAAUCCCUUUGAUAAUGCCUUAAUAGAUAGGUUACACAAACCAAUAUGCAGUCCAGGAAUGUGCAGAAUAUAUAAGAAGAAAAAUAAUGGUUCUUUUUAUUGGGAUAUUGAUCAAGCAUGCUCCUUAGUUCCCGCGGAUAUUGUAGCUUGUAAUAGCCAAUUCGAGCCAUCUCCUGAUCCUGCUUUAGAAAAAAUCGCAGAGGAAGCAACUGAAAAAUUUUUCUCUCAAGAAAUGGUCAUGCCCAGUCCUUUGGAAUCUUCUAAAAAAGUCAAACCUUUGCUUCAAAUUUCAAAUGAUAGCAGCAUCCAUAUGACAAGUUUUAUUAAAGAUCAGAUGGUUGCCAUGAAGGAUGUUUCAGCACAAACUGUUCUUACAUUACCACCAGAGUUGCCUCCAGAGAUAGAGAAAAUAUUGGAACCAUUUUGUACAUUUACACAGGAGCAGAAUAUUUCUGGUGAUUAUGAAAUUACAGCAAAUGGAUCUCUAUGUAGAAAAUUAUUUUUCGAGGAGCACAGUGACAUGGACCAUUAUGAUUCAGAGCAAACUGAUGAUGAGAUUCAUGUUGAAAGACGCCCACCUUCAAGUUACGAAGCCCAUACACCAGUUGUGUUUAGUCCUGAUUUGAGUCAGGAUUUAGUGACUAAAGGAAUGAAACGUACAUUCGAGACCCCAUUAAGGAAAAAUUCUUCUGCAAGUGGUAAACCAUGUUAUCGCAAUAAAAUAUUGGAUGUUGUGGACUUUGGCGAGCCUUGUUUUAGUCCAAUACAGUUUAAAACUCCAAAACGCAUGGACCAAGAGUCUGGUACAUCAUCUUCUCUUGCCUCUACAUCCAUUUCACCAGUUAACAAAGUCACUUCCAGUGAUGAAGAGAAAAAUAAUUUUACUUCACCUGAAUCAGAUGCGAUGGCAACAUGUCUCGACUGCAUAGUGUCAGAUUCAGAAAGUGACAAAAAGAGGGGGUGUUUCUGUAAAACCCUUAGUAAGUUGUAUGUAAAACGGAGCGCGUCACUCAAAGAGUCUCCAAUGAGGAGUAGGAAGAGUUCAGUCUCAUUCUCGGAGAGGCGCAGCCUCAGCUUGUCCAGUCUCCACAGAAGUAGAUCUGUACAGAAACUCGAUUUCAGUAUGGACAUAAGUAUGGAUACUUCUUUCCGUGAUCAUUCUCAAGAUGAGCCUUCAGAAUCAAAUUAUCAAAAUAGUCAAACAACAUGGUCUCUUGUGGAAGAAACAAGUAUACAACAAUUAGUCAAAGCUGAAUCCCUAAAAAAUUUAUCAAAAAUACAGUCGUCUACAAAAUUUGACCCAGUGAAUAUAUUGGAUAACACACCUAUUAAAGGGAAGAAUAAAUGUAGUGUGUUAUCUCACGAAAUUAGUAAAAUUCGUGCAGCGGCCCUCUCGAGUCCGAUGCACAUGUCGUUAGAUAGUAGCUUAGAUAAUUGUGAUAAUCCUCUCAGCAUGGAGGAUAAAAAGAUAGACUUUAAUCAAGUUGAUCUCAAAUUUUUGACUGAAAAUGUAUCUCAGUAUGAUUAUAGUGCCAAUAACGCUACAAAACCGAGCGAUAGCUCGGUUAGUUUUAAGAGAGUCGAUAGUGGCUUUAAUGAGAAUACGUUUUAUGUAAAUGCUUCUAGUUACUAUGAAAGUGCCAUAAAACCCUCCGAACUGACUGUGACAAAUGUGUCAACAGUCAAUAGUAAUAAGACUGCUUUAAAAGAGAUAUCUAAUAUACCGUGGAUGAGAAUAGAUAGUGGGUUUAAUGAUGAGAAUUCGUCAAAUAAUGUCCAGUUUUAUUCAAAUGAUUCUGUUAGGAAAAUUACAGAUUUCCAUUUAGCAGAUGUUAAAGUGGACGAUAAAGAGAAUUCUGGAACUGAUAUUGAAUUUCUUGUGCAAGGACCCAGUAAAAGUAAUGCUAUGUCUAUGUCUGAUAUUUUUAAUGAUGACAUGACUUUUAAUUGUAACUUUUCAUCAACCCCGUCUAAAAGCAAAUCGCGCAAGGUUCACUCGUAACAGGUGAUAAUUUUGUAAAUAAGACAAUAUGAAUUUUAUAUAAUGUUUUAUCACACGUUUUUGACUUUACUCCAUUAUUGUGGGUUAUUUUAUCGAAUUAUGUUAGAUUGUUUUGUGAUUGAAGAUAGUUUUGCAUGAAAUAAUUAUUGAUUUUUUAAGAUAUGUGUGUUUACUUGAGUCAAGUAAAAUUUAAUAAAAUUUCAAGACUGAAAUA